GAUGUGUCGUCAAAUUUCCUGCGCUCCAUACAAAAAUCCUGACCGCAACUGCUGACAGUAAUAUGAUAAACAGUGGUUAAGAUUAUUAUAUUUAGAAUGAUUAGCGCAAUCCAGAGUUAUCGACGUAACUUGUCCACGUAAUUCCGUUGUUUAAUGAAAGUCUCUUUCAACUCUUGAAAUCCUAAUAAGUUGCUCUAUUUUUAACAUUCCUAAUGUCACUUGAUAUUUAAUUUCUUUUGCAGAAUAAGCUUUAGUAAAUUAUAAUUUCAACCUUUCAAAGAUCCGCGGUCAGAGAACAAUUAAUUAUAUACAGUAAUAUAAAAUAUUUCAAAAAAUAUAAAGCCGAAGUAGUAUUCAAUCACGAAUGAAAAUGACGAUGAUUAAAUGAUGAUGAAACAGAAAUGAAGAAAAAAGAUUUAUAUUAUAAUUACAAAACUACUUUUCACUUUUAUGAACAUAUAAAUUAUGAAAUUUCAUAGAAUCUGUACAUCUUUACAAUUCCUUGAUUUCUUUCAAGAAGUAAUCCCAGAGAGCACAAUUCAUACAUUCCUUGCAUGUUCCUUGAGAUCAACUCCUGCUUCACAUGAUAACUAAUCUGUUUCAUCGCAAAAAGAAAAAAAUGCGAUCAGUCUCUUUGACGUGAUCUGAAGAUUCAGAUAAGUCUCGGAAGCAGAUAAUAUGCGGUCGAUAAGGGAAAACCGACGUCAGCUCAUAAUCGGAAGUCAUCACUUACCCAAAUCAGUUCAAACCAGUCAACGAAGAGCUACUUAAAUACCCAAGCCGCCCGUAUUCGCUUCAGUAUACUUCUACUUGAUAUUUUGCGCAGUUGUGAGCUUCGCUCGCUCGCGUUUCAUAUUGUGUGCUGCAUCGUGCGAAAGAAGACAGGAUUGCAAGGAGAGAGGAUAAUAAGUGAUUAUAAUGAUGGUAUUGAGAAAAUACACCAUAGUGUUUAUGCUGGAAGUCUUCGUUAUCUUACCGAUCAUUGUUGGGGCUCGUCUUUAUCAUGAUUACGAUUCUUAUCAAGAAUACUAUGACAAUCAUAUUUAUGACAUUAAUAGCGAACAAUUGAAACCGAUACCCGAGGAAAUUGCCGAGGAAUCCUUUUAUAAUCCUAAUAACGACGCAAAGAAACAAAUAAACUCGCGUUUUACAGGUAUACCGUCAAGGGUCAGUAAAUAUACAAAGUUGGAGAACAAUUUUGCAUUUCCGGAUGAGCAAUCGCAAGCGCAAACUGGGGAAGAUCGUAACAGCAAUAGAAAAAUUGUACUCAGUCCAGUAGCAAAAUGCAACGAUAAGAAUCAAACUUUUUGCGAAGAUGUCCCAAAUUAUCCCACUGAGUUUGUCAAUUGGGCGCUUUCGAAGAAUUCCAGUUUGAUGCACUAUGCACACCGGGAUGUUAUAGCUAUUGUGCAGCGUGCAGAUACCGCUGAGGAAACACUUUGUUUGUCUACGGAACAACUGAUUCGUCCAAAAGCAGGUAUAAAUAUAGAGAAUAAAUGGCUAUACAUUCUUCAGUCGAAUGAAACAGGUUUUCAUCAAAAUAUACGGGUUGAAACGUGCCAAGAGGCAAAUAGCAAAUGCAGGUUAAUUGACGGUUUUGCGGAAGGAUAUGUCACGACGUGCAAGCAGAAAUAUAUUUAUCGCGAGUUGUCAGCCAUCUCCGAGGACGGUGAGGUCGUCCGUGAUUACUUCCGAUUUCCCGCAAGCUGUUGCUGCCACGUUCAGUUCCAAGUUACCGGAGAUGAUACUGAGUGAAACAAAAAUAAUAAAUGAGAAUGGGAUCAGUUCCAAAAAA
This is a messenger RNA of Ooceraea biroi (clonal raider ant), 1795 nucleotides long. RefSeq names its product neurotrophin 1. Gene Ontology annotation, molecular function: Toll binding; growth factor activity. The record is from RefSeq and is a predicted model, not a curated record. Lineage: Eukaryota; Metazoa; Arthropoda; Insecta; Hymenoptera; Formicidae. Gene Ontology annotation, biological process: innate immune response; central nervous system formation. Gene Ontology annotation, cellular component: extracellular region.